CUUGCGGAAGGUCACUAAUUUUGGAGCCCAACAUCGCCAAAGCCGCCGUCACGCUGCAAAGAUGCCAAGGGAAAUCAUUACGGUCCAGGCCGGACAAUGCGGCAACAGCAUUGGAAGCCAAUUCUGGCAGCAGCUUUGUCAGGAGCAUGGCAUCAACCAGGACGGAAACCUCGAAGACUUCGCUACUGAAGGUGGCGAUCGCAAAGACGUCUUUUACUACCAGAGUGACGACACACGAUACAUUCCGCGGGCUAUCUUGGUUGAUCUAGAGCCAAGGGUCAUACAAGGCAUUCAAAGUGGCCCCUACAAAAAUAUCUACAACCCCGAGAACUUUUACGUCGGCAAGAAUGGAGUUGGUGCUGCGAACAACUGGGGUGACGGUUAUCAGACUGGCGAAGUGGUCUACGAAGACAUCAUGGAGAUGAUCGACCGCGAGGCCGAUGGUAGCGACUCUCUAGAAGGCUUCAUGAUGCUGCAUUCUAUCGCGGGAGGUACUGGCUCUGGCCUGGGCUCAUUCCUCCUCGAGCGGCUCAACGACCGGUUCCCUAAAAAGAUCAUCCAAACAUACUCCGUCUUCCCUGAUACCACAAACGCAGGCGAUGUUGUCGUCCACCCUUACAACAGUGUUCUCGCCAUGAGAAGGUUAACGCAAAACGCCGACUCGGUAGUGGUACUGGACAAUGGAGCUCUAUCACGCAUCGCAGCCGACAGAUUACACGUUCAGGAGCCCUCGUUUGCUCAAACAAAUCAACUGGUGUCGACCGUCAUGUCAGCAAGUACCACAACUCUCAGGUACCCAGGUUACAUGCACAACGAUCUGGUCAGCAUUCUUGCCUCGUUGAUUCCCACGCCCCGCUGCCAUUUCUUGAUGACGGCAUACACACCAUUCACAGGCGAUCAGGUAGAGCAGGCCAAGACGGUGCGAAAGACGACUGUAUUGGACGUCAUGCGAAGACUGCUGCAGCCCAAGAACCGCAUGGUCUCUACUCAACCGGGAAAGAAGAGCUGCUACAUUUCUAUUCUGAACGUCAUCCAGGGCGAAGUGGAUCCGACAGAUGUCCACAAGAGUUUGCUGAGAAUCCGGGAACGACGACUGGCGACCUUUAUUCCAUGGGGACCGGCCAGCAUUCAAGUGGCCCUCACAAAGCGGAGCCCCUACAUCCCAAUGGCCCACCGUGUCAGUGGAUUGAUGCUGGCAAACCACACCAGUAUCGCAACUCUCUUCAAGAGAAUUCUAAGACAAUACGACGGUAUGCGGAAGCGUAAUGCCUUCAUGGAGGGUUACAAGAAGACGGCGCCUUUUGCUGAGAAUCUGGAUGAAUUCGACGAGGCCCGCGAGGUUGUGUCAGACCUGAUCCAAGAAUAUGAGGCAGCGGAGGAUUCCGACUACCUGAACCCCGACACCGGCGACAAGGCGACUUCAGCUGAAACAGACAAGAGAAUGGGCUAGAAUGAUCGCGUGUGGUAGUGGCAGAAGGGAAGGAUUAGCAGUUGGCACAGGGCUGGGAGAUGACAGGGGUGGAUCAUAACGUCAACAUGGUCAUGACGGC
Messenger RNA from Colletotrichum scovillei, 1550 nucleotides. RefSeq names its product tubulin/FtsZ family protein. Gene Ontology annotation, molecular function: GTP binding; structural constituent of cytoskeleton. The record is from RefSeq and is a predicted model, not a curated record. Bases 62 to 1450 code for a protein of 462 amino acids. NCBI's taxonomy places the organism in Eukaryota, Fungi, Ascomycota, Sordariomycetes, Glomerellales, Glomerellaceae. Gene Ontology annotation, biological process: microtubule nucleation; mitotic sister chromatid segregation; mitotic spindle organization. The transcript is spliced from 7 exons. Gene Ontology annotation, cellular component: spindle; nucleus; cytoplasm.